AUGGUUAGAUGUAAAUUUAAGAACGCUAUUAGUCAUGCGAAACAUUCACUUAACCCAGAUAGAGAAAAACAGCCCAAGGGAAGUACAAUGCGAACUAAGGCUACUAUCAAGCGACUUAAUAUGUACCGUAAUUUCAAGGCCAAAAGGAACAAAAAUGGGAAAAUAGUUCGCCCUGCACCUUUUCAAUCAACUCUACCCUCCGGUACAGUUGCACGGGUCGAGCCUAAUAGACGAUGGUUUGGCAAUACACGUGUUAUAAGUCAAGAUACGUUACAAAGUUUCAAAGAAGCAAUGAAGAUCCGAAAUCCCUACGAAAUUAUUUUACGUCAAACUCGCUUGCCUAUAUCACUUUUGGAUGAGAAGAAGACGAAAACUAAAAGUGCUCUUUUAACAUCACAGAGCUAUUCCUAUGUAUUUGGGGAUAAAGCACAGCGCAAAAGACCUUCGUUGGAGUUUGAUGAUCUGUCGUCAUUUGUACAACAUGCUGAGUCGAAUCAGCAUUUGUAUAACUCGACGGAUGAUAAACAUAUGGUUCGAUGUGAUGAUGGUGUCCGAGAAUUAACACAGGAUCCUCACUUCAAAGCUGGUCGAUCGAAGAGACUAUGGAAUGAGUUAUUUAAGGUUUUAGACUCUUCAGAUGUUGUACUGUAUAUUUUGGAUGCGCGCGAUCCAAUGGGCACUAGAUCUCCUUAUAUUGAGAAGUACUUAAAAACUGAAAAACCACAUAAACAUUUCAUUUUCAUUAUCAACAAAGUGGAUUUAGUCCCUGUGUGGAUAACAAAACGAUGGAAAGCUAUCUUAUCUGAAGAAUAUCCCACACUUAUAUUCCACGCUGAUAUGACUAAGCCUUUGGGUAAAGUGGCUCUCAUGGGACUUUUAAGGCAAAUGGCAUCACUUCAUAGUAAAGAACGACCACAAAUAUCGGUUGGUAUCAUUGGUUAUCCAAAUGUUGGAAAAAGUAGCAUCAUUAAUGCUCUUAGAAAUAAAAAAGUUUGUAAUGUCGCCCCGUUGGCUGGCGAAACAAAAGUAUGGCAGUAUGUUACUCUAAUGAAAUCUAUAUUCUUAAUCGAUUGUCCCGGAGUUGUCUAUCCUGAUGGUAAUACUGAAGCAGAAUUAGUUAUGAAAGGAGUUGUGAGAGUAGAGUACUUACAGCAGCCUGAUCUGUAUAUUCGUGACGUAUUGGAACGUGUUAAACCGGAAUUUCUACAAGCCAAAUAUAAUCUACCACCAUUGUCAUCAGACGAUGUUCAGAAUUAUUUGCAAAAGCAAAUUACGGAUAAUGAAGCAAAUAAUGAAAGCAGUAAGGAUAUUAAUUCAACUUUAUCACAAUCCUCUACUACACCUUUAUUAUGGAAUGACUAUCCAGAAUUAUUUUUAGAAACCUUGGCUCGACAAAGUGGUAAAUUACUAAAGGCUGGUGAGCCGGAUUUAAACACCACUGCUAAGCGUGUACUGAAUGACUUUCAACGUGGUCGACUACCCUACUUUGUCAAACCACCUAUGGAGGCGGAAGAACUUAAACAGAAUGAUGUUGUCGAUGAAUAUCCGGAAGAAAUCAUCAAGGACUUAUCAAUGGACGUACCAGAUAAGGACCAAUCCAUUACUGAUGUGAUUUCUUCUACUGAUACCGGUUUCGCAGAAGAUUUAUCCGAGACAGACUGUAGUGAUGGAGAGUUGGAAUCAAGUAACGUACUCAACUACGAUCUAAACACUAAUAAUGAUGAUAGUGUUAAAGCCAUAACAACUUCAAAGGAAUCAGUCCAGAUCUUAACAUCAAAACAAAAAAGAAGUAUGGACAGAGCUAUACGACGUCAGAAAAAUCGUGCAGGCCGUCAAUUUUACAAAGAAAUCCGUGAUCAGCGACCUGGUAGAAGUCCUGGAGUUUGUGAACAUGAACCUAAGCGAGAUUCCAUGAUUACUAAUUCAGCACUGUUUCUCCUGGCUAUAGUACCUAUUUAUAUAGGUUCUUUCCGUUCAAUAACUAGUAAGAAGUCAACUGAUGAGAUAGAAGUUGUAUCAGGUAAAGAUGCAGCACUGUUUCCAUUUCUCGCCAGUGCUGCACUUUUCGGGAUUUAUGUCGUCUUUAAGUUCAUUCCUAUUCAGUACAUCAACUCCGUUAUGAAGUUAUAUUUCUCUUUUAUGGGUGCUUGUGCAAUAUCCCGGUUCCUGUCACCCAUCUUUCGCCCGUAUAUGCCGGGUUGUGUAAAAAAUAUGCGGUUCAAGUUUGAGUUUUCAAGAAGUUUAGAGAACUCAGAUGGUUCCGAAUCUCAAUGGAACUUAUUGGACAACUAUGAUUUUUCACUUGAGUCGAAGGAUUUCAUAGGCACUGGCAUCGGUAUUUUGCUUGGCACUUGGUACUAUUUUUCGGGACAUUGGAUUGCGAACAAUUUUAUUGCAGUGACAGUUGCUAUUUUGGCCAUCGAAUUCAUAAGGUUAAAUAAGUUCGUAAAUGGCAUAUUACUUCUCUGCGGACUGUUCGUAUAUGAUAUAUUUUGGGUGUUUGGAACUGGUGUCAUGAUGGCUGUCGCAAAAAACCUAGAUAUUCCAAUCAAAGUUACUUUUCCGCGUGAUUUUCUUUCACAUGGAUUAUUCGGCAAACAGUUAGCCUUGCUUGGUCUUGGUGAUAUAGUUGUUCCAGGAAUAUUUAUCGCCAUGCUUCUUAGGUUCGAUACAAAACUUGGACGCAAUAAUAGUCAUGCUUACUUCUACUCCGGAUACGCAGCCUAUAUCGUUGCUAUCAUAAUGACUUUCGUAAUGAUGCACGUAUUCAAACACGCUCAGCCGGCUUUACUUUACCUGGUACCUGCUUGUUUGGGUGCACCAUUGCUUUUGGCUUUAUUGAAAAAUGAUCUUAGUGCAAUGUUCAACUAUGAAGAUGAACCGGAAGCUGAAAAGAAAAUUCAGGAAGCUGAUGUGUCAAACAAAUCUAAGAAAAGUAAAUAACAAUAUCAACCUUUGGGGUGGGGCAAUUGACCGAUUUUAUCAUAUUAAUCUGUCCAUAUAUGACUUAUGUACACAAAUAUAUUUAUUUCUACUGUGUUAAGUAUGUAACCUUUGUGCUGACUGUUUGUGUUGUUUUCUGUAAAAUAAUGUUGUUGGCAAAAAACUCAAACAUAACUUUUUUGUUUGAUAUUUGUUUUAACCUUAUCGCUUUGCUAAUAAAGCUGUUACGCUGUCUGUUUAUUUUGUGACAUCAGUUUUCAAAGUCUAAACAUCAUAAAAAGAGAAACACCAAAAUAUGUGAACAUUAUUGGCAAGCAAUCAAAGUUACUUCUUCAGAUCAUCAUUUUUAUUUUAUGAAUACAUAUUUAAAAUAAUA
Messenger RNA from Schistosoma margrebowiei, 3319 nucleotides. The record is from the annotation of a GenBank genome assembly. NCBI's taxonomy places the organism in Eukaryota, Metazoa, Platyhelminthes, Trematoda, Strigeidida, Schistosomatidae.